UCCCAAACGCAACAACUUGUUCGCUCUCAUACGAUUUAAAUAGAGAAAAAUUAUUAAAAUGUAUCCUAUAACGCUCCGUGUCUGUACGCUUCAGCUUUAAUUGUCGCUUAGUGUUUUUGUACUGUAUUUUAAUUCGUCGGUUUAACGUUCGCCGAAAAGAAAAUGGCGGAACGCUCUCGGGAAUAGCUCGCGUCGGGUUUUGUAGUAUCGAGGUAUGACAGUGUGAACUCUUUGAUCGGACCGCGUUAGUGGAAGGACUAGGCAAUCGAUAGUAUGCUGAGUCGUUCGUAGUUUGCUGGUUGUAAUCUAGUGGAAUACCAGUAGGCUACCGUCACCGAAGCCGCCAUGACCACGGAGACGGCUACGCCGAACCAGGCGGACGCCAGCACCGCGUUCCUACGCGCCGCACGCGCAGGCCAAAUCGACAAGAUCAUCAGCCUGCUUGAGCAAGGAGUUGAUAUCAACGUUAGCAAUGCUAACGGCCUGAAUGCCAUCCACCUUGCCUCCAAAGACGGUCACGUGGAGGUGGUACGAGAACUACUCCAGCGUGGAGCAGCCAUUGAUGCAGCCACUAAGAAGGGGAACACAGCGCUGCACAUCGCUUCCCUGGCCGGCCAGGAGGCUGUGGUCCGCUUGCUAGUGCAGAAUGGAGCUCAAGUAAACAUCCAAUCCCAAAAUGGGUUCACCCCACUAUACAUGGCGGCGCAAGAAAACCACGAUGGCGUGGUUAGGUUCCUGCUCGCCAAUGCAGCUAACCAGAGUCUGGCUACAGAGGAUGGCUUCACACCCCUGGCAGUUGCCAUGCAGCAAGGCCAUGAGCGAGUGGUAGCUGUUCUGCUUGAAGCCGACACCAGAGGAAGGGUUCGGUUACCAGCCCUCCACAUAGCCGCUAAGAAAGAUGAUGUUAAGGCGGCUAAUUUGCUAUUGGAGAACGAACACAACCCAGACGUAACAUCAAAGUCUGGUUUUACACCACUCCACAUAGCGGCUCAUUAUGGCAACGAAGCCGUUGCUAGGCUUUUACUGGCAAAAGGAGCUGAUGUCAACUGUGCUGCUAAACAUAAUAUAUGCCCGCUGCAUGUUGCUGCCAAGUGGGGCAAAGACAACAUGGUGUCCCUGCUAUGUGACAACGGGGCGAACGUUGAGGCCCGAACUCGGGAUGGCCUCACGCCACUGCACUGCGCUGCAAGAUCCGGCCAUGAUAGAGUGGUGGAGGCUCUGUUGGAUAGAGGAGCACCUAUCACUAGUAAGAGCAAGAACGGUCUAGCGCCCCUCCACAUGGCGGCGCAGGGAGACCAUUCGGACGCCGCGCGUGUACUCCUCGCGCGCAGGGCACCAGUUGAUGACGUCACUGUGGACUACCUUACUGCUCUGCAUGUGGCCGCCCAUUGUGGGCACGCUAAAGUCGCUAAACUUUUGUUGGACCGAAAUGCCGAUGCCAACGCCAGAGCCCUGAACGGAUUCACACCUCUGCAUAUUGCCUGCAAGAAGAACAGAAUUAAAGUUGUUGAAUUGCUGCUGAAGUAUGGUGCAAGUAUCCAAGCAACCACAGAGUCAGGGCUGACACCGCUCCACGUGGCGUCCUUCAUGGGCUGCAUGAACAUCGUGAUAUACCUGCUGCAGCAUGAGGCCAACCCUGACGUGCCCACUGUGAGGGGAGAAACGCCUUUGCAUCUGGCUGCUAGGGCCAAUCAGACGGACAUAAUCCGCAUACUCCUGCGCAACGGAGCGGCCGUGGAAGCCAAAGCCCGUGAGAAGCAGACACCCCUCCAUAUUGCCUCCCGCCUCGGCAACGUUGAUAUUGCUGUUCUGCUGCUGCAGCACGGCGCUGACGUUCGCGCGAACACUACUGACCAUUACAACGCGCUGCACAUUGCAGCAAAACAACAUAAUCAUGACGUCGCAGCUGCAUUGAUCGAACAUAAUGCACCAUUGACUGCGACCACCAAGAAAGGCUUCACUGCUUUGCAUAUAGCUGCUAAAUAUGGGAACCUAAAGGUGGCAAACCUUCUUCUGGCCAACGGCGCGUCACCGGACCAGGCAGGCAAGAACGGCAUGACCCCGCUGCACGUUGCUGCCCAAUAUGAUCAGCAGGCUGUUGCUAACACACUGCUGGAGAAAGGAGCUGAUGCUAAGGCAAUAGCUAAAAACGGUCACACACCGCUACACAUCGCGUCUCGUAAGAACCAAAUGGAGACAGCGGCGACACUGCUCGAAUACGGAGCUCUUACUAAUGCGGAGUCCAAAGCUGGAUUCACGCCACUGCAUUUGGCUGCCCAACAGGGUCACGUGGAAAUGUGCUCGCUGCUCUUGGAGCAAGGCGCUGAGGCGGACCACCAGGCGAAGAACGGUCUGGCCGCGCUGCACCUCGCCGCGCAGGAGGACAGAGUACCGGUAGCCCAACUGCUUGUGAAGAAUGGAGCGCAGGUGGAUAUCUGCACUAAAGGCGGAUACACACCGCUGCAUAUCGCCAGCCACUACGGGCAAGCGAACAUGGUGCGCUAUCUGUUGGAGAGUGGCGCAUCAAUUAAAGCGCAGACUUCUCAUGGUUAUACUGCCUUGCAUCACGCCGCGCAGCAAGGCCACAUUAACAUCGUCAAUAUCUUAUUGGAGCACAAAGCUGACGCUAAUGCUACUACUGUGAACGGCCAAACACCCCUGGACAUAGCGUCCAAACUUGGCUAUGUGACGGUUAUGGAGACACUCAAGGAGGUAUCGGAGCCAUCUCUAGCCCCUGCAUCACAGGACAAGUACAAGGUGGUGGCCCCGGAGACCAUGCUGGAGACAUUUAUGUCGGAUUCCGAGGAGGAGGGAGGUGAAGACACAAUCCUCAAUGAUCAGCCGUACAGAUACCUCACAGCUGAUGACAUGAAGUCCCUCGGCGACGACUCUCUACCUAUUGAUGUAACCAAGGACGAGAGAACGGAAUCUGCCAUGAGUCAUAAGAAUAUUAUGGAAAUUUCUCAGGGAUCCGUGAACGGGCUAGGCUUCCAGCCGCAAAGCGAGGUGGUGGUGAAGAGCAUCAGCCGAUACAGCACUGCGCAUGCGCCAGAAGGCUACUGUUAUAACGUCGAUCCUACGUUACCUAAGAAAAAGUUACAAUGGAAGAAUUUCCUGGUAUCGUUCCUGGUGGACGCGCGGGGCGGGGCGCUGCGCGGGUGCCGGGGGGGCGGGGUGCGGGUCAUCGUACCGCCGCUCUCUGCUCAGCAGCCUAUCAGGAUCACUUGCAGAUAUUUGAAGCCAUCCCGUAUAAACCACAUGCCACCUCUGAUGGAAGGAGAAGCUUUGGCUGCAAGAGUAUUGGAGAUGGGACCUGUUUCUGCCAAAUUUUUGGGGCCCGUAAUACUAGAAGUGCCGCAUUACGCGUCGCUACGCGGCAAAGAGCGCGAGAUCGUGAUACUGCGCUCGGACAACGGGAGCAGUUGGCGGGAACACAACGCGGACGCUACUGAUGACGUAGUGCAGGACAUAUUGAAUGAGACGCUGGAAAUUGAAGAUACAAGUGAGGAAGAGAGGAGCUGGGAAGCAGCGCGGGUCACACGCAUUCUGACCCACGACUUCCCUCAAUAUUUCGCUGUGAUAUCACGUAUACGACAGGAGGUUCAUGCUAUUGGACCUGAAGGUGGCAUGGUAUCCAGUUCAGUUGUCCCGCAAGUGCAGGCCGUCUUCCCGCAAGGUGCUCUCACCAAGAAGAUCAAAGUGGGCUUACAGGCUCAAAUAAUUGAUUCUGAGCUGACUGCCAAACUAUUGGGCAGGGGAGUGGCUGUGUCUCCUGUGGUGACAGUAGAGCCAAGACGAAGAAAAUUCCACAAAGCCAUAACACUGAGCAUGCCGGCUCCACGACCUCAUACCCAGGGAAUGACGAAUCAAUAUAGUACAUCAUCAGCUCCAACAUUAAGAUUACUUUGCUCCAUUUCAGGUGGAACAAAUCGCGCUCAUUGGGAGGACGUUACGGAAAAUACGCCAUUGACAUUCGUGAACGAUUGCGUAUCUUUCACGACAACCGUGUCUGCUCGGUAUUGGCUCAUCGAUUGCCGGCAUGUUGAAGAUGCUACGAAAAUGGCAACAGAGUUAUACAGGGAAGCAAUUCACGUACCAUUUAUGGCCCGUUUUGUGGUAUAUGCUAAACGUACAGAUGAAACACAAGCUCAGUUGCGAAUGUUCUGUGUUACUGAUGAUAAGGAAGAUAAAACUUUGGAACGUAUAGAACGGUUCAUACAAGUUGCUAAGAGUCGAGAUGUUGAGGUGCACGAAGGCAAACCAAUUUACCUUGAAUUCGGUGGGAACCUGGUCCCCGUGGCCAAGUCCGGUGAACAGCUGUCCAUACCGUUCAGAGCAUUCCGGGAGAACCGGGUGGCAUUCCCCGUGAUGAUCAAGACCCAGGAUCUGGAGCCGAUCUGCCGCUGCCAGUUCAUGAGGGACCCGAAGGUUCCGAAAGGGGAACCGUCGCCAACACCGAUUGCCGUGCUUAACAUCAUGGUGCCAGAUGACAUCCCAUCUGAAAGGAUAUCACCAAUUCAAUCGGACACAUUGCCGCGACGCACUGAAGAGCAGGAGCUAAUAUGGAGACAGAGGCUCAGUGACCCUAGGCUUGAAGACAUCUGUACCCUGCUAGGAAAAGACUGGGUAGCGUUAGCCUACGAGCUAGGAGUCAGCGUGGCUACGGUCAACCAGAUCCAAGCGAAACGCAUCACAGCAGCAGAGCAGGCUCAGUUGAUGCUUAAGUUGUGGAAGACACAGUCUGGAACUAAGGCUCAAGAUAACUCGUUAGAGUUGGCUUUAUGCCGUAUCGGUAGAGAUGACAUUAUUGCACCACAAUCAGAGGGCACCAAUGAGAGACGUAUCCUACGUAAUAUUUAUCAAGAGAGACAAGAAUCUGAAGAAAUUGAGGCUUACAAAGCUGAAGAAGACAAUAAACUGAAAGAAACAAUCGAUGAUAGUCAUAUAUCUGAACGCAUGCGCACUGAAGAUCUCGACCAAGAUGAGGCUAAAUAUUCACCCGAAGAGAAAUCUGUCGUUGAUAAGAGUGAAGUUGAGAGAACACCUACACCUAGUGAAGAGAGUGAGGAAGAUGAAGAUGUCAAACGUAGCGUGGCAGAACGCAAACAGCAAAUAACUAAAAAAUUGAGUUCAAGUAAAAUACCCGCAUCUAAACAAAAGAAGGAAAUAAGAGAAGAAAUAAUUGAAAUUAAAACACAAAUUAAACCUGAUAUUAAGAAAUUCCAAGAUAUAGAACAACAGGUAAAAGAAAAAGAACCUAAAUUAGAGAGAACACGUUCUAAAACCUCUCCUGAAACUACUGAAGUUGAAGAAACUGAAGUUCUAAAAGAAGUUCGAGAGGAAAAGAAGGAAGAAAUUAAAGAACAUAAGGUGGAACAAUUCAGAAAAUUCGACCCAUCGUCUCCUGCAAAACCAACCCCUAAACAUUUGCAAAGGCAUAUGCGUAACGAUUCCAUGCGUUUUCCAUCGGGUGAUUUCUCAAAUAUAGUUAUUACACCGAAAAAAUCUUUAACGUCCGAAACUAUUGAAAUCAAAACGGUAGAAACAAAAGACUCAUUUUCUAAAGAUGUUAUUUCUCAAAAAGAAAUUGAUAGUGCAAGAGUUGCUGAGAAACUUGAGGACGGAGAAAAGUCACCCGAACUCGUUAUGGAAGAGAGAGAUGUUGCGGAGGCUACUUUAAAAGAUAAAAUUAGUGUUUUUGAAACAAAGAUAUCGAAGGAACCACAAAUAGAUACUACGAAAACUAUCAAAUUAACUAGAGAAGCUUUGAAAAAGCACACAAUGGAGCAUGACCAAGCUGUAGAAUAUACUCAAGAAUUUGUAAGAGAGCAGGCAAAACAAAUGGAAACACAACAAGAAAUAGAAACACAAGAAAUUCACAAAGUUUCCGUUGAAUCUACAAAACAUACCGAAGUUGUUAAAUCUGUCAAAGAGACGAUACAACAAUUUGACUCAAAAAUUAAAUUUGAAGAUAAAUCAAAAUCUUUUACAAAAUCAGCAAGGACGGAUUCAACAAUAGUCCAAGUAUCUUCUGAAGAAGAUAGUGAAUUUUUAAAGAAAUCUACCGACUCUGAAACGGAAACUGAAUCUCAAACAACUAUUAAAGCUGAGAAGGAUAAAUUAAGAAAGUUUGAUCUUGGGAAACAAAUAUUUGACAAAAAAUCCGAACUAAAGAAUGGUCUUGAUAGAAAAGACGAUCAUGACAAGAAAGACGAUGACGACAAAAAAGGAGCUGGAGCUAUUUCUUUCAAAGGAAAAACUUUAGAAAAACAAUUGACUGAUGAGUUGCGUAGUAAAGUAAGUGACGAAGAAAUCACAGAAACGUUUGAAGAAAAGGAUGUGUCUAUGGAUGAUAGGUCGAAGGAAAAGAUUGAAACUCAAUCAGUAACAAGUGCAAAAUCGGAAAUAAGCAAAACAAAAACAGAUUCUCCUGGCUCUGAAAUACAAAGUAAAUUAACACAAGAGUCGCCAUCUGCAGCUGAAAAGGGGGACUCAUUGGCGGAUUUACAACAAAGUACUGAAAGGGACAUUAGUUUUGUAUCACAGACAGAAUCCAAGGUCUAUUCUAAGCACAGAAGCGAUUCAUUAGAUGAAUCAUCACAAUUUUCUGAUUUGGAAGAUCAAAUUGGAAUGAGUCCUGCUCAUAAGCCAACGCUAGACAAACAAGUGGAGGAACCGGAAGAAGAGAUAGCUGCAAUCAAAAUUGAAUCAUCAAAGCAUCAAACCCAAGAAUUUUUAAAAUAUGAGACUGAAUAUACCUCUCGUAGUCAUAUUAGUACAGUUAGCCAAAAGGAGCCUGAAAAGGUCCCUCUUAAAGAAUCACCUGUUAUUAGCGCAAAGGCUCGUCAAUUUAUAGAAACGGUCCCAGAAGAUGAUUCAGUUCAAGAAUGUUUCUUCUCCAAACGUAUUUACUCAGACUCUCUUGAAGAUUCUGAACACACAGAUUCAAGGCGUCAUUCAGAAGCAGAAUCCUUAAAAUCAGAUCAGUCUGAUAUGAAAGCAAAGGUUUCAUCCUCUGAUUUCGAUGAAAGAGCAGAAUAUGAAGAAACAGCCGAUUCAGGAAGUGGUUUCGGUGAUGAGAAAUUUGAAGAAAGUGUCGGAUUUACGUCUAUGAGGAUUGAUCCAAAAGUAAUAGAUUCCGAUAAACAAAGUACGGAAACAAGAGAAGAAAAAGACGUGGACGUGAUAUUUAAGAAAGUUACACCAAAAAGACAUUCGAGAACUGAAUCUGUUUCAAUAUCUAAAUUGAGUGAUUUAAUACCUGAUUCUGAAUCAAAAAAAUCAAAACAAGAGUUUCAAAUGAUUGUAACUGAAGCUGAAGAAACAGAUCAUUCGUUUGAAAAAGACGAAGCUUCCGAUAAAAUUUCUUCAGAAAGCAGUCGAGAGAUUGAAAUUUCUGAUAGAAAAUCAUCUGAAGGUAUCUCUGAUAGAAUAAGUUCGGAAGAUGCUGUUACUGAUAAGAAAACAUCGUCCGAAGAAGAAGGACAAAAAGUUAGUGAUCAUGCACCAGAUAAGACAGAAACAGCAAAAUCGGUUAAGGAUAUGAUAAAAGAUAUUGAGAAAACUGAUAUUUCCAUUGAUAAAGAUGCAAAACGGCAAUCUAUAAUAUCCGCAGAGUCGGGAUCUGUAAGUGAACUUCGUUUGGAAGAAAAACGGCCAUCAGAUGCUAGGAGUUUAACAGAAUCCAGAGAUUAUACGUUUGAAGAAUCCGAAGAUGACAUUAGAACGCAAGGAACUCACGUCGAUUAUGUAAAAGACAAAGUGGACGUUAAAGAAGUUGAAAGCAAGAAGUCAUUGGGCAAAUCAGACGCAUCUAAAGUUGCAAAACUUAUACAUGGUGAUUCACUUGAUGACGUAGAAGCUUUCCCGGAAGAUCAUGUCGCUGACUACGUUCACAAACUUCCACAUAUUGCUGAGAUCAGUUCUGAUAAAUUUAUAACAGAUAAAUUUUUGAGUAACGAACGCGAACAACAGUCCAUACGCGAGAGUAAUGUAAUUAUAACAAAACCAUCAGAAUCAACGUCUUUGGACACAUCUACAGAAAUAAAAGAGAUACCUGAAAGUCAAACGGUAGAAUUCGCCAAGAUGAAAAAAACUGAACAAAAACUUACUCGUGUUACUCCUACGACACUUAAGGAAGAAAUUGACUUUGUAAAAGAAUCCACUGAAAAGUCAACAGAUGCAGAUAAAACCUCAAUAGAUGUGCAAACAACGACAGGUACAUCUGGAGAAGUAAUAACAAUAACGACAAAAACUGAAUUAACAAAACUACCAACUGGGGAGGAGAAAUUAAUGAAAACUGUUACUGAAAAUACAAAGUAUCCUUCUGGUAAGGAAACAACAUCAACGAGUGUUUCAGAAACAAUACAAUCUGGUAAACCAGAAACGAAAACUGAUGUAUCGGAAAUUAUUAAGCAUUUGGAAGAUUUUGAUUUUGAUGCAACACUAUCAGAUGAAAAAGAUAAAUCUACAUCAACAAAAACUGAAACACGCGUUGGACCUGACGGUGAAGAGAUAACUACUACUACCCUGACAGAAGUUGUUAUAACUCCGGAUGGUGACGAAGUUACGAGAGUUACUGUUACCGAAAAUACAAAAUAUGCCUCCGGUGAUGAAACAGUAUCUACCAAUGUUUCAGAAUCUGUAACAUCAUACCGUCAUGAAACUAUGACUUGUAAAGAAGAAGAAGUUGAACAAGAAACAGAUAAAAUGAAGUUUGAUGAGACAGUGACGUUUGACGAUGAAAGUUGCACAUCCGAUGUUGUGACAAAAACUGGUGACUCAGGCGAAAUGAUAACAAUCACCACUAAAACUAAAAAAAAUAAAACUCCAUCAGGAGAUGAGAUAAUUCAAACUACAAUUACGGAAGUAACCAAAUAUCCCUCUGGCAAACAGACGACCUCGACGAAAGUAUUGGAAUCGGUUAAAUCCCAUAAAGAAACAGAUAUUACCAGUGCGCUUUUAGAACAACUAAUAAGUGAUGACGAACAAUAUAAUAUCCAAGAAAGUGAACCUUGCAAUGAAGAAGAUAAAACAACGUCUACGAAAGUUGAUACAAAAAUUGGUGAUGCGGGAGAGAAAAUAACAAUAACUACGAUUACAGAAGUAUUUAAAACGCCUUCUGGUGAAGAGAUAGAAAAGAUUACAAUAACAGAAACCAUUAAAUAUCCCGACGGCAGAGAAUCCGGUUCAACAAAAGUUUCAGAGCGCAAACGGUCCUCUUUUUCAAGAGAAAUUAAAGUUUCAAGUAAAUCCCAGACAAUCGUUGAUGAAAACGAUAUAGAAGAUGAUCGUCUAAUAGAUGAAUUAGUUAGCAUCCCGGGUACUUCUAAUAAGGAAACGAAAACUAGUUUUGCACACGAGAAAAUAAGAACACAACAAGCAAAAACAAGUGAACCUAAAUUUGAUAUUACUAAAAUAAGAACCGAUACUCUGAGUAAACUUGAAAUUGCCGAAUUGAUGGGUGAUUCUAAAGAAACAAAAAAAUCAAUUCCAAAAGAGUUACCCAUAACAGAUACCCAAGAGAUUACAAAAGAGCAAAUUAAGCCUGUCAUUGAUGAUAUAUUACAAAAAGGAUCUAUUGUAGCAGCGACUCGUAGUCCAACUGUUGAAAAAGAAUUUAAAAGUAAAGAAACAAUAGAAACCGAGAAAAGAACUUAUGACGCUAAAGUUCCCCAUAAAGAAGAACGACGACAUUCUUGUAUAAGCCCAGCCAUAUCAUUGGAAAGAAUUGCUGAAUCUGAAAUUGAAGGCGAAGAAGACAUAAUUAAACCGAAAGCAACCGUUAAAUUCGUUGAAAGUGAAACUAAAAUUGAAUUAAAGAAAUCCGAUUCCGCAAUGAAGCAGAUGGCCGAUAAUAUUGAAAUUAUUAUCAAACAAGCAUCUGAAGAAGUAGAUCUUUCUUCCGAUGAACCCGUUUAUGAAAAAGAAGUUGAGAAAGAAAUCACAAAAGGAGAUGAUAAAAUUGAUGAAACAGAAAUCAGCAAAUCAAAAGAAAAAAUAAUUGAUGAAAUUAAAAAAGAAUUUGUACCCCAAGAAACUAAAAUUCAUAAAGAAAGACCUGCUCUUAUGAAAAGCUUAUCCAGAGAUAGCGGAGAAAUAAUUAUAUUACCAAAGAAAAAGCACGCCAGAACUUUCUCAGUUCAAAGUUCUCCUGACGAAAUUGAAGAACAGAUUUAUACGGAUUCUGAAUCAGAUAUGGACAAAGCUAAAGUAUUAGAAAUUAUUGAGCCUACAUCAGAUGCAGAAGGAAUAAUAAUUCCUACAAGUUUUGAAACAAAACGUACCGACUCUUUAGAUGAUGCAGAUGAUUUUCCGGAAAAGGAGGCUGAAUUUUUUGAAGAAGGAAAACCAGUAGAUCCUGGCGUUUCUUCUGAUGGAGUAAGCAUUGAACGACAAUCUGGGCCUAGCAGUACUAUGCAAAGAGAUCAAGAUUUCGAGAUAAUGCCUCAAAAAUUUGUUAAGAAAACUCACUACGUUGAUAGCAUUUUACGUUCAGAUCUAAUUUCUAAGUCCACGACGGAAUCAUCUGUUACUACAGUUGUAUCAACCUUAACUAAAUCUUCAGAUGACGAUCAAAAGUCUGUAAUAGAAGAAGGAACAUCAGCAGAUUUUUCUAAGAUGAGUGGGGCUGAUUUAAUGAAAGAUUCAUCCAAAACCUCAGUUGACCAUAAGGAUGAAUACAAAGCAGAGGAACAAUUUGAAGAUCGUGCAACACCCGAUUUGUCAAAAAAAUCUCUUGACUUGACCAAAGAUUACUCAAAAUCUUCAAUCGAUAGUAAGGAUACAUCUAGGGACUUUGCUACCAAUGAACUUUCAAAAGAUUCAACAGUGGACUUAACCAAAGAUUUCUCAAAAGUAUCUAUAGAUAGUGUUAAAGAAACUUCACGAUCUAUAGAUGAAAAAACAUUCUCAGAAGAUCAUUCAUCGAUGGACGUAUCGAAAACACUAGCAUCCGAUGCAUCUGAUGGAAUAACUCUCAGUAAAGAAUUUAUUGAAGAAGAGAGGUCGACAUCUAAAAUUGUUCAAAUAGCAUCUAGUUCUUCACAUGUUACUUCAAUGAUGACUGAAAGUAAAUUAUUGAGUGAAUAUGAAGAGAAAACACAAGAUAAAUCAAAGGUCCUUGAUAGUACCGAACAAAGUACAGACCUAAAAUCAGAAUCAGAGAAAAAAAUUGAAACUCAAGGACGGUUGGAAUCUAAAUUAGAUGCAAAGAUUGAUGAAGCCAAGCAGGCUGCUACGGAAGACGUAAAAGAAGGAGAAACAGUGGCAAAGCCUGAUGAAGAGGAAUAUGAAAUCAGGGACAUUAAAGAAUUGAAUAGAAGGUGUUCGAACCUUCUAGAAGAUAUAUCAUCGCAAGGGGCACUUAUUCGUAUUGAUGCAAGUCAUAUAACACAUGAACUAGCAUCGAAACUUUCUAAAACACCGCCGCCUUCCCCGGUGGAUUUAACUAUGAGAGAUAAAGCAAGAGCUGCUGAAAGUAUUGCGGAAAAGCAAUCCGGGCUACAACUUACAGGUUCCGAAACAGUAUAUCUGGAUGCAAGUAGACAAUCACCAAGAGCAUCAUCUGGAGGUGACAGUCAAAUCAGCGAGACAGACGCUCAUCAAAGCGAUAUUUUAACAGAAGCAUCUAAGGUUCUUACCGCUGCCGCCAUGCCAAAAUCACCAUCAAAACAUCUUGCCGACAAUUUGGCAUUUGUAAAUGUCGACAAGCCCACCAUAACCACUGGUGCUAUAGAAUUAGUUGAUCGUACGAUAGAGAAAAGUAUUGAUGUAAUUGAUCAAAUUAAGAAGGAACAACUUGCCGUCAAAAUGGAGGAAAUGCAGAGAUCUACUUCUUCUGAUACUUUCUAUUCAGAAUCGAGAGUAGAGACAUCUACUUCAUCGUCUUCUAUUCAUAAAACAGUAGAAGGGACUCAACUAAAAUUUCAAAACAUAGACCCUGAUGCAGUUAUGUCAGAUAUGAUAGCUAAAUUUGGAACAACCAGUGAAUUCAGUACUGUAGUUUCACAUAAAGAAACUGAGACUAAAAAAAUAUCGGGACAAGAGUUUUUCUCUGAAACGAAGCAGGUAUCAUCUUCCGAUGAUGACUCACUUGUAAUAAAAACAAAAACUAGUCAUGAACUAAGGGGGCAAGAACAUGAAAUCAAAGAAAAAACUGUUAUUCGAAAAGAUGGAGAACAAACUGAAACGUCUCAAAAGAAAAUGGAAAGAGCCCAUGAAGCGACUGCUAAGAGAUCGGAUAUGGAAACAAAAACAGUCUUUAAAAGUACUGAUGAUACGGAUAUAGUUAAAGUUGAGAGAGAAUUUACUGAACAAGGUUUAUAUACGGGAAGACAAACUAAGUCAGAAGAACGCAUGACUGCAUUAAGAGACGAAACAGUGAAGAAAAAAACUGAAGUUAAAAUAUCAGAAAGAGACUUAUCACAUGAACAAUGGGGUAAAGAAUAUUUUACUCAACCUGGUGAAUUAGAAGACAUACAUGAAGUUGAUGACACAAAAACUAAGGUCGCUUUCGUGGACUCUACUUUAAAAAUUGUUGAAAAAGAUGAAGUAGUAUCUAGUGUUGAAGUUUCUGAAAAGGGUAAAGUAAUAAGUUCUAAAGUAGAACAUCACAAAGAAGAAUCUGUAAUCGAAAGUAAAGAACACGAUGACUUGAGUUCUGAUGCAUCACACGCACCAAGUUUCAAGAGUGAAUCUGGUGAGAGACGUGGAUCCACGGAAAGUAGUCCAAAAAGCAAAUCUAAAUCAUUUAAGAAAGAUGACGAAAUUUAUGAAGUUGACUUCAUUAAGGAAAUUAAAGUAUCUACGUCUCCGAUAAAGAGCACUUUUAGCCGUACUGGAAGUCAGGACACGCAUUCUGAAUCGGAAGUUGCACCUGAACUGCCUCAUGACGCUGAUACUCCAAAAAAAGAAAAACUUACUAAAUCUCCUGUAAAAAUUCCUCAGCAACAAUUAGAAGAUCAAGUUUUAGAAUUAUCAGUACAACAAAAAACAGAAGCCUCACUGAAAUCUAGCAUUAUAGAAACCACUGCAAUUAAAAGUUCUGAUACGGGUACUGUUUUAGAAAUAAAGCCCGCGAGCGAUCUUAAGACUGAUAUAUCUACUAAGCCUACUAAGACUGAUGUGUCUCCCGGUCCAAUAGAAAUUUCUGAAGAAAUGAGCACUUCGAAAGACCUAAUGAUAAAAUCUGCCGAUAGCGUAGAUACGGAAUGUAUGAUAAAAUCCUUGGAAUCUCAUGAAGCUGAGAUUUUACAAAAGUCCAUGGACUCUACAGUGAGUGCGGAAACUUUACAUCCAUCAGAGUUUUCAACAGAAGCAGAUUCAGCUUUUCUCACUGGAACCGAUCAUAAAAAAGAAGAAAUGAAGCUUAUCAAAGAAAAAAGUUUGGAAGAUAUAUGUAGCAGUGGUUAUGACACAGACCUCUCAUCUGCUGAAUUCCAUGCAGCAAAACAAGAAAUGGAAAGAGUAGAUUUAGAUUCAGUUACUGUUCCACCUAUAACGGAUCUAUCGGUUUUAGAAAAAACUAUAGAUGAAGUCAAGCAGUCAAUUGAAGCUGCUCAAGUCGAAAUUAUAAGUGAAAAAAGCGAUGGUAGUAUGAAAUAUAAACAGUCGCCAUCUGAAUUCCAAUUCAAAAUACUUAUAAGCCCUGAUAGACCUGAAGUCAUUACUGAGGAGCCUCAGCAUGGAGAUGAUGCUACUAAAAGUGCUCCAACACAAGAAAAAGAUGAAAAAAGUCAAAUAUCUGAUAGCACAUCUCAUAAAGUAAGCUCUCAAGAAGAAACAACAUUGUCUGAUACAGAUAAUAAGGAAACUGUUCAAAUAAAAGAAUCAAGUCCACCUUUAGAUGCCGAUAUAUCAAUUAAAUCAGACAGUGGACCCCAUUCUAUUUUAGAAACUGAAAGUGACAUAAUGUCCGAUAAAGACUUAUCUUCUAAGGGUAGUCCUGAAGUUAAACUAAGAGUUCAAAAACACAUUAAAUCUAAAUUAGGUGUUGCUGAGAGACGCUCAGCCUCAGAAAUUGAAGGUUGGUCAAGUUCCGGAGAAAGCCACUAUCACAGUUUUGAACAUUCAGAAAGUAGGCCGCUAUCGUCGGAUGUUGAAGUUAUGAUGACUGCGCAAAGUGCAACAGAAUUCGAAACAGCUUUAACAAGUCAUGACGUAUCAUCACAAUCUCUCAGAACUUCAAAAGAUUAUUACACAGCAUGCAGUUCUCUUGCAUCUAGAGACAGUAUGAGAAGUUUGGAUUCCGAUGGUUCAAGUCACGUAGCUAGCAUUGAUAUUUCAGAUGCAUCGGAAACAUUAGUACCUUCAGCUCACGAACUCAAAGAAGAGCUAAUGGAAAGUAGUACAUAUGUUGAACAAUUUCUGCAUGAAUCUGAAAAGGAUCUUACAAAGAAAACGAGUGAUGAAGAAGUUUCUGGUGAAGAAGAAGAUUACAAAAGUGACACUGUUGAGCCGGUUGGGAAGAUGAAAAGGUCACAUGAAAUGAGAUUUCAACCCAAAGAUAUGAUACCGGAACACUUUCCGAUAGAAACUACAUCAGAGAGUACUGAAUUUGACGAAGAUUCACUAAAAGAUAAAGAAGGAUCUGAUACAACAAUUUCCAGUCAGCUUAAGACAGAUGAAAUUUUAUCAUCGUCAAUUUCAAAACUUGACAUGUCAUCUUCGCAAUCACAACUUGAUUUGGAUAAAGAGGAAGUACAAGAAUCAAUAACAAAAGUUUCAUCGUAUUCAGAACAGGCUAAACCGUUCUCUGUUACAAAAAUUGAAAGGCCAGAGAGACAAUUUGUUGAUAUUGAAAGUGAAAUAAUACCAGUUGGUUCUGCUGCAUAUCAAGAAAUCGAACAAUUUGGCAGUAUAGUUACUGAAUCCACUACAAAAUCUUCGAAAGAAGAAACAGCUAUUGAAAAGACUAUUAUCCCUGAAGAAACAAGCAUCCCUAAAGUCAAAUCCGAUGAUGUACCUCCACUUGAAAUUAAAGAAGAAUGUAUUAAAAAAACUGUGCAAGAUAUAAGUGUAGUGCCGUUUCCAGUUAUGGAAAGACCCCCGAGUCAAAGAGAAUUUGUUGAUGUAGAAGAAGAAAUUAUACCUGUCGGAUCAAAACAAUAUGAAGAAAUAUUGAAAUCUAAAAGUGAUUCUUCUGUUCCAAAAACUAGUGCUGAGAAAGCAACUGUUAUAUCAGACGAAUCAAAAGCAUUGGAGAGCAAACAAAGCUCAGCUUCAAGUUUAAAAACUCACGAGUAUAUUUCAACGCCACAUACACCUCUAUCCGCGCCUAGUCAAAGCUCUCUUUCUACUGAUAAUGGCCGUGAAUACAUUUUAGAUGAUAUUUAUGAUAUAUCGGAAACACCCGAACUAAAAUCUGACUUAAUCACUGAAAGUAGUAAGUCAGAACUUUUAGUAACAACUGAUGAAAGAACCCUACAUAAUUAUGAAAAGGAACAAGAUUCACCCACAAGUGAUGAAUUUGAAAUGGUUGACAAACCGAGUGAAAUGGACGAUUUUGUUGUGAUUGAGGAGGUAGCAAAAGAAGCUCAAGAAAGCGAUCCUGAAGGUAAAAGCCUGCAGAUAAAGUCACAAAAAUAUGUGGCACGCCAUGAUACUGAAGUAGAAGAGUACUUAUCUAAAACAACUAAGAAACAAGAAAGUGCAAGCAGUACGUCUGGGUCAUCUGACGAUGAUAUGCAAUAUGAAAUGGAACAAAGAAGACUACAAGCUCAGGAAUUAGCCGAAAUUGAAGCUGGUAAACGCUGGAUUCAAAUGCAAUUUGAAGGUGAUCCACGAUAUGAUUAUGAACGAAUUCCACUGGAAGAUAUCAAGGAAGAGGAGAUGACAGAUUUUGAUGCUAGUCGCAUUGGUAGUCUUAGCUCUCAAAAAGAAUCCAUCGGAAGCUACGGCAGUUUUAGAAAUUCGUAUGGAAGUUUAUCGGAAUCAGAAAUGGCUUCUCGUAUGAGAUUUAGAAUCAAAGGGGAAAAUGAUGAUAUUUCUAUUAGUUCACUCCAAGAAUUUGAAAAUCUUGAAAGGGCAUUAAUGGAGCAAUACCAACAAAAUUCAUCAUCUUCUCAAGAUUCCCUUAAUGGCUCUUUACCUCGUCGUUAUAUAUUAAGCAAAAGCCAAGGCGAAGAAAUAGAAAUUUCAAGUCUGAAAGAAUUUGAAGGACUAGAAUCUGCCUGUCUUGAAGCACUUAAAGCUGAACUUCUCGCGAAGCAAAAAGAGGCAUUAUUAUUAGCCGAUCCUAAAGUUGUAAGUGGUAGUUUCUUAGAGCAAGAAAAACGUUCAUAUGACAGCAGCUCCGAUAGUAGUCCACCAAUGAAAAGUGGUAGCCCAAGUCAAAAAUCAGGAAGUCCAUCCCAGAAAAGUGGUAGCCCUUCGCAGAAAGGUGGAGGUAGUCCAUCUCAAAGAGUUGGAAGCUAUGGUAGUCCUUCUCAAAAAUUAUUGGCAGAUUCGGCCGCAAUCAGAAAGCUAAUCGAUCAACAGUUGGCUUUAGAACAACGUAUGCAAGAGGCUCGACCUAAAAUAGUUACAGUAAAAAAAUAUGAUGACAAAGGAGCUUUCUUUGUGCCCGUACCAGAACCUGAAUCUUCAGAAUCAAAGUCAGGAGAAGUAGUUGAAGAAUGUACUAAAUCUUCAUCUUUUGUGUGUGCAUCUGCACCAAGUGAUGGCUCUGCUGAGUCGAUCCCCGGAGAUUGCGAAAAAAUGAUGAAGCUUUUAGAUCAAGAAGAAAAAUCGAAAGAUAAACCUAAAGUUCCAAAAUUGCCGGAAGGUGGUGUUAUAGAAGUUGUAAGAACGACAACUGUAAUACAGCAACGGUUUGUUGAUGGAAAAAAAGUAUCGGAAAAAGUAACUGGGCAAGAGAGUGACGGUGCAGUAGAUAUUCCAGCACGAACAGUGCAAUAUGACGAAAGUUGCAUGUCGUUGGGCUCAGAAAUGUCUUCUUCAUUAGCAUCUCAACCUUCCGAAUUGGAUAGUUUAAUGACUGUAGUUGAAAGGCAGACUACAGAGGGUGAAACAGUAACUUACUCUAGGCAAACUAUAACGGUGUCUGCGGAUAGACCAGAAGAUUUAGAUUUCUCUAGAGAGGGAAGCGCAAUACGUGAGCUAUCGCCCUCCUCCGGGAGGUCUAUAGCUCACAGUAUUGUGUCAGGCAAACAAUUCACAGAUCCGGCUAGCGGCUCUUGGAGUGCACAGGAUGAAGAACUUAGUUCUUCUGGUAGUUUUAGCAGGGCUCGUGCAGACUUGAUGCUCGGCAGCACGGACAGCUUGGAGGCGACCAGCUCGAAUGCCACAAGAGCUACAUAUAAUUACGAAGUGGACACGCCUAUGACAGGAAGCCUUACUUCAGGAGGGUCGAACACCAUGGUCUCCUCCCUUGAUACCCUGGACCCCGUAACUGCUGUACAAAUGGAGAGCCUUGAGCAUCAGUCCACGAGCGAACAUCAUUCACAAUUUGAAGUUCACGAACCUGACUCUGAUACAGAAAGAUUGGAAUUAGACGGCCGUAUCCCCAAAACAAAAGAACGUACAAUAAUGUUCGACAGCACGGACACACUAAGCGCUGUCAGCGGUGAUAAUUCAGUGAAAGAAGCUAUUAUUGAAGCACCAGCUGCUACAUUCUAUAUUGGAGAUACACCUAUCGUUAGAGGAGACCAUCGCGAAGAUGAAGACCAACCUACCACUUUAUCUGGAAGCUGUCCGGCGUCAUUACCACCGACCACUCAAGCGUCCCCGCCCAUUCCUGCUCAAAGAAGAUCAUUAACAAUGCUCGCAAAAUCACCGCACUCAAGUUUAGAAGACACAAUCAAGAAAUAAAUUUUUACUUUCUUUGUACCGUCAUCUUUAUUAAAAGAAAGUCAAAAUUUAUUCUCAAAUACGGAUUCUUAUCAUUUCACUAAAUAAUCUUAUAUCACUUCGGUAUUAAUGCUUGAAAUCAUGUUCUUUACGGUUUUAUCAAAUUGAUCUUUUUAUUUAACGAAAAAAAGAUGAAUAUUUUUUUAUUUAAAUUUGUAAUUGAUAAAUUGAGAUGAUUGACGAGAAAUGAACUAUAUCAAAUAGGAUAUUGGUUAAGGAUUUUACUAUGUAUUUUUAAUGCAAGCUUUUGCCAUGAUAUAGAGUCUGGCCAGCCAAAGCUGAACCCAGUAUUUUUGUAGCGGCCACACUAUUUGGAAUGUCAUCAUGGCGUUUCUGCGUAGUUAGUUGUCAGUUUUGUUGAAAACGGUUCAAAUCAUUUGCUUUAAUAACGUUUAAAUCCUGCUGUGUUGUGUACCUAAUAUACUAUGAUCAUUACCUUUAUGAAUUUCAAAAGUAUCAAAAUGUUUUUUUCCUACUGAAGCCGAUGUUACCAGGUCCAUAUUUUUUAAAUUUGCCGCUCUUUACUGGGUUCAGCUUUGGCUGGCCAGACUCUAACGACACUUAAAGGACUUACUCUUUUGGGACAAUCCGUCACUGAGACUAUAAUCAAAUUCCGUAAUGAAUUUGACCUACUAUUUUAAUGUGUAAUCAAUAAUACAAGUUAUUACACCCAAGUUUUGAUCCCAAUGUUUAGCCAUAUUAGUAGAUGUUUGACAUGUAUUUCGUUAAAUGUACUAGACUAAUAUUUUGGUACUAACUUUUGUACUGUGGUUGGCCGACUGUCCAUGUAACUUCGACCUAAGUCUAGUGGUCCAGAUCGACGUUUUGGUAUGAUAGGUGCCCUUUUUGGAGCUAUCUGUACAUUCUUAUUGUUGUAUGUAUAUACUUUGUACAUUUCGUUAUUUAUUCACUUAUAUUUAUUUAGUCACAAGAAAUGUUUCUGCUAUAACU
Messenger RNA from Colias croceus (clouded yellow), 18801 nucleotides. RefSeq names its product ankyrin-2-like. The coding region runs from base 346 to 17811 and encodes 5821 amino acids. The transcript has 52 exons. Gene Ontology annotation, molecular function: protein binding. The record is from RefSeq and is a predicted model, not a curated record. Gene Ontology annotation, biological process: signal transduction. Lineage: Eukaryota; Metazoa; Arthropoda; Insecta; Lepidoptera; Pieridae.